GACACAAGGAUCUGUACAAGGAGGCCAUGAUGGAGGAGCACCAGCCUCUUAUAUCACAAGAGAAUCCAAAUAAGAAUUCUGAGGAAAACUUCAUGUUAUCAUUAAAUUAUAAUGUAGAAGAUGACGAUAUCAAGCUGCGCUCUACAGGAGAAAACCUCAUUGCCCUUAAUGUACAUCCAGGACUUCACAGUACAGAUCUGUCAUAUUAUCCCUCGAAUCAUAAGGAACCUUUUCCUGACCAAUCACAGAUUGUUACCUCAAGAAUAGCUCAGAAAGGGGGUGAAAGGUUUAAUUGUGGUAAAGAGUUCACAAAAAGCUCAGGUCUUUCUACACAAAGAAGGAGUCGAACAGAAGAGAAGUCAUAUUCAUGUUCAGAAUGUGGAAUAUGUUUUAUACAAAAAUCAAAGCUUGUUACACAUAAGGGAAUUCACAUAGGAGAGAAACCGUAUUCAUGUUCCGAAUGUGGCAAAUGUUAUACAGAUAAAUCUAUUCUUGUUAGACAUAAAAGAUGUCACACAGAGGAGAAACCAUAUUCAUGUUCAAAAUGUGGGAAAUGUUUUACAGACAAAUCAUAUCUUGUUACUCAUAAGAUAAAUCACACAGGAGAGAAACUGUACUCAUGUUCAGAAUGUGGGAAACUUUUUACACAGAAAUCAUGUCUUAUUAUACAUAGGAGAGGUCACACAGGAGAGAAGCCAUUUUCAUGUUCAGAAUGUGGGAAAUGUUUUACACAAAAAUCACAUCUUGUUACACAUGAGAGAAGUCACACAGGACGGAAACCAUAUUCAUGUUCAGAAUGUGAGAAAUGUUUUACACAUAAAUCAAAUCUUGUUAAACAUAAGAGAAUUCACACAGGAGAGAAGCCAUUUUCAUGUUCAGAAUGUGGGAAAUGUUUUACACAGAAAUCAAAUCUUGUUAAACAUAACAGAAUUCACACAGGGGAGAAGCCAUUUUCAUGUUCAGAAUGUAGCAAAUGUUUUACACAGAAAGCACAUCUUGUUGAACAUAAGAAAAGUCACACAGGGGAGAAGCCAUUUUCAUGUUUAGAAUGUGGCAAAUGUUUUAAAGAAAAAGCAUAUCUUGUUAAACAUGAGAGAAUUCACACAGGGGAGAAACCAUUUUCAUGUUCAGAAUGUGGCAAAUGUUUCAAACAGAAAGCAUAUCUUGUUGAACAUAAGAGAAUUCACACAGGGGAGAAGCCAUUUUCAUGUUCAGAAUGUGGCAAAUGUUUUAAAGACAAAUCAUAUCUUAUAGGUCAUCAAAGAAUUCACGCAGGGGAGAAGCCAUACUCCUGUUCAGAAUGUGGGAAGUUCUUUACACAGAAAUCAAAUCUUGUUACACAUGAGAGAAUUCACACAGGAGAAAAACCGUAUUCAUGUUCAGGAUGUGGGAAAUGCUUUGUAGAUAAAUCAAAUCUUGUUAAACAUGAGAGAAUUCACACAGGAAAAAAACCAUAUUCAUGUUCAGAAUGUGGGAAAUGUUUUACAGAUAAAUAUAGCCUUGUUACACAUAAGAGAAAUCACACAGGAGAGAAACCAUAUUCAUGUUCAGAAUGUGGGAAAUGUUUUAUAGAUAAGUACAAUCUUGUUACACAUAAGAGAAUUCACACAGGAGAAAAGCCAUAUUCAUGUUCAGAAUGUGGGAAAUGUUUUACAGAUAAAACCAGUCUUGUUACACAUGAGAGAAGUCACACAGGAGAGAAGCCAUAUUCAUGUUCAGAAUGUGGGAAAAGCUUUACAAGUAAAUCGGAUCUUGUUAAACAUAAGAGAUGUCACACAGGAGAGAAGCCAUAUUUAUGUUCAGAAUGUGGCAAAUGUUUUACAGGUAAAACAAAUCUUAUUACACAUGAGAGAAUUCACACAGGAGAGAAGCCAUAUUCAUGUUCAGAAUGUGGGAAAUGUUUUACACAAAAAGCACAUCUUGUUACACAUCAAAGAAGUCACACAGGAGAGAAGCCGUAUUCAUGUUCAGAAUGCGGGAAAUGUUUUACAGGUAAAACAAAUCUUAUUGCACAUGAGAGAAGUCACACAGGAGAAAAACCAUAUUCAUGUACAGAUUGUGGAAAGUGUUUUACGCAAAAAUCGUAUCUUGUUAAACAUGAGAGAAGUCACACAGGGGAGAAGCCAUUCCCCUGUUUAGAAUGUGGAAAGUGCUUCAAAUAUAAAUCCCAUCUUGUUAGACAUGAAAGACUUCACACAGGAGAGAAGCCGUAUUCAUGUUCAGAAUGUGGGAAGUGCUUUAAGAAGAAAUCAUAUCUUGCUAUACAUGAGAGACUUCACACAGGUGAGAAGCCAUAUUCAUGUUCAGAAUGUGGGAAGUGUUUCACAGAGAAAUCAACUCUCGUUAUACAUGAAAGAUUUCACACAGGAGAGAGGCCAUAUUCCUGUUUAGAAUGUGGGAAGUGCUUUAUAAAUAAAUCACAUCUUGUUAGACAUGAGAGAACUCACACAGGAGAGAAGCCACAUUCAUGUUCAGAAUGUGGGAAAUGUUUUACAGAGAAAUCAAGUCUUGUUGUACAUGAAAGAUUUCACACAGGAGAGAGGCCAUAUUCCUGUUCAGAAUGUGGGAGACGUUUUACACAAAAAUCAGAUCUUGUUAAACAUGAGAGACGUCACUGAGAAGAGAAGCUGUAUACUUGUCCAUAAUGUGAGAAAUGUUUUACACAAAUCAGAUCAUGUUGCACAUGGCAGAAACCAUACAGAAGGGAAGUUGUAUUCAUGUUCAGAAUGUGGGAAAUUACAUCUUGUUACACAUAAGAAGUCACACUGGAGAGACGCCAUAUUAAUGUUCAGAAUGUAAAAAGUGCUUUUCGAAUAAAUCCGAUCUUGUUACAGUAUAAAUGACAGACCUAACACGGAAGAGAAAACAUUAACAUAUCAGGUUAUCUAUGGAUCUUAUAAGUUUGAUGUUUUUUUGAGGAAUUAUCCUGAAUCUCCAAACUGAGGUCACCUGUGACCAGCAACCAUCAAUUGAAGAAAAGUAUUGUGGAUAUAAGGAAGAGAAGAAGAGCCUUGUUUACUCCCAGAGCAGUGAAGAUGAAUUGUCCCCAUGAACCUUGCUUCUUAUCGCUAUAUUCAUACCUCCACCCACACUGCGGGAGAAUGCAGAGUGACAUGGGGGAGAAGUAACGACACUCCAUGUAAUAGUUUUAUAACGUAUGUGGACAUAUUAAUAUUUCAUCUUCAUUAAAACAGUUUUUAAAGAUAAAAUAAAAUCUUAUAUUUGCUCCA
Messenger RNA from Bufo gargarizans (Asiatic toad), 3230 nucleotides. RefSeq names its product oocyte zinc finger protein XlCOF6-like. The transcript has 5 exons. The coding region runs from base 27 to 2618 and encodes 863 amino acids. The record is from RefSeq and is a predicted model, not a curated record. Gene Ontology annotation, cellular component: nucleus. Gene Ontology annotation, molecular function: RNA polymerase II cis-regulatory region sequence-specific DNA binding; DNA-binding transcription activator activity, RNA polymerase II-specific. Lineage: Eukaryota; Metazoa; Chordata; Amphibia; Anura; Bufonidae. Gene Ontology annotation, biological process: regulation of transcription by RNA polymerase II.